Messenger RNA from Pistacia vera, 941 nucleotides. Its product is annotated as 7-methyl-GTP pyrophosphatase. Lineage: Eukaryota; Viridiplantae; Streptophyta; Magnoliopsida; Sapindales; Anacardiaceae. Bases 121 to 738 code for a protein of 205 amino acids. The transcript has 9 exons. Gene Ontology annotation, molecular function: nucleoside triphosphate diphosphatase activity. The record is from RefSeq and is a predicted model, not a curated record.
UUGUAGGGUGCUGGACACUCACUGCUGGUUGUGGAUGAGACAGACACGAAAGGGAACUGCACACUCUUUUAGCACACCUUAUCUACAGCAUCUCUACGGAAGCGGUAGUCAGAAAGACAGAUGUGUCAAAGCGACUUGUCGUUUAAGAUAAUUCUGGGUUCAUCAUCGAUGGCGCGCAGAGAGAUUCUAGCGGAGAUGGGAUAUGAAUUCAGUAUCAUAACUGCAGACAUUGAUGAAAGCAGUAUUAGGAGAGAAAAGCCAGAAGAAUUGGUAAUGGCUCUAGCUGAGGCGAAGGCAGAUGCCAUCAUACAAAGGUUUCAAAAUACAAGUCAAUUCAAGGACGAUCCUCAGGCAACAUUGUUAAUCACAGCAGACACAGUGGUGGUGUACAAAGGGACGAUUAGAGAAAAACCUUCUGGCAAGGAAGAAGCACGCGAAUUUAUCAAAGGUUAUUCGGGCAGUCAUGCCGCAGUUGUUGGAUCAGUACUUAUAACCAACCUUAAGACAGGAACAAGAAAAGGGGGAUGGGAACUAGCAGAGGUUUAUUUCCAUGACAUACCUGAUGAAGUCAUUGAUAACCUGAUAGAUGAAGAAAUUACUCUGAAUGUUGCUGGAGGUCUUAUGCUGGAAAAUCCAUUGACAUUGCCCUUCGUUGAAGCAGUGGUAGGGGGAACUGAUACCGUGAUGGGACUUUCUAAAUUUCUAACAGAAAAGCUCAUCCGAGAAGCACUACUAUAGCAGUGGUUUUGAACCAUCAACUAUUCAAUUCCAUUUUUUAGCGUUGUAGAGUGGUGGGAUUCAACCCAUUCUGAUACACUAUUGUCUGCGAUUCAUUCAUUUUGCCUUUUGAUUUGAUUUUUCUCAUCACAAUCGAACAAUAAAACAAUGAUUUAUUUCUAAUGUACACAACCAUGCAUAAAAUUAAUGUAUUAUGUAUUGAA